AUGGGCAGCGGCGGCGUGAUCCACUGCCGGUGUGCCAAGUGCUUCUGCUACCCGACUAAACGAAGAAUCAGAAAGAGACCCCGGAACCUCACCAUCUUGAGUCUCCCUGAAGAUGUGCUAUUUCACAUCCUGAAGUGGCUUCCGGUUGGGGACAUCCUCGCUGUCCGAGCUGUGCACUCACACCUGCGAUACCUCGUGGACAACCAUGCCAGCGUCUGGGCCUCGGCCAGCUUCCAGGAGCUCUGGCCUUCUCCGCAGAACCUCGAGCUGUUUGAAAGGGCCGCCGAGAAGGGAAACUUCGAAGCUGCCGUGAAGCUGGGCAUUGCCUACCUCUACAACGAAGGAUUGUCUGUGUCCGACGAGGCCCGAGCAGAAGUGAACGGGCUGAAGGCCUCGCGCUUCUUCAGCCUGGCUGAGCGGCUGAACUCAGGUGCGGCGCCCUUCAUCUGGCUCUUCAUCCGCCCGCCCUGGUCAGCCUCUGGGAGCUGCUGCAAAGCUGUGGUCCACAGCAGUCUGCGGGCCGAGUGCCAGCUGCACAGGACUCACCGGGCGGCCAUCCUGCACUGUCUGGGACGGGUGCUGAGCUUCUUCGAGGAAGAAGAAAAGCAGCAGCAGGCCCUGGCGCUGUUCGCCGAGUCCGCUGAGCAGGGCUGCUUGUCCAGCGCGUACCUGCUCUGGGAGCGAGGCCAGCAGGCCGAGACGGCCGACCCGGGAAGGUGCCUGCAUAGCUUCCGGAGACUCAAGGACUAUGCUGCCAGGGGCUGCUGGGAAGCACAGCUGUCCUUGGCCAAAGCCUGUUCCAGCGCAGGCCAGCUGGGCUUGGAGGAGAAGGCCUGCGCCGAGGCCGCCCGUCAGCUCUUCCAGGCGUCCCGCACUGCCAGCAAGCAGCCCAUCUUCUCCGUGCAGAAGGGGCUCAACGACACAAUGAGGUAUAUCCUGAUUGACUGGCUGGUGGAGGUGGCCACCAUGAAGGACUUUACCAGCCUGUGCCUUCACCUGACCGUGGAGUGUGUGGACCGCUGCCUGCGCCGCCGUCCAGUGCCCCGACACCAGCUCCAGCUGCUGGGCAUCGCCUGCAUGGUCAUCUGCACCCGGUUCAUCAGCAAGGAGAUCCUGACCAUCCGCGAGGCCGUCUGGCUCACAGACAACACCUACAAGUAUGAGGACCUGGUGCGGAUGAUGGGCGAGAUCGCGGCUGCCCUGGAGGGGAAGAUCCGAAUCCCCACGGUGGUGGACUACAAGGAGGUGCUGAUGGCGCUGGUCCCGGUGCCGCGGAGGACCCAGCACCUGUGCAGCCUCCUCUGUGAGCUGUCCCUGCUGCACACCAGCCUCUCAGCCCACACACCUGCCCACCUGGCAGCAGCCGCCCUACUCCUGGCCCAACUCUCGCACGGACAGACACAGGCCUGGAGCCGGCAGCUCUGGGACCUCACUGGCUUCUCCCGCGAAGACCUCGUGCCCUGCGUCCUGAGCCUUCAUAAAAAGUGCUUCCAUGAUGACGCCCCCAAGGACUACCGGCAGGUUUCCCUGACAGCAGUGAAGCAGCGGUUCGAGGACAAGCGCUAUGAGGGGAUCAGCCAGGAAGAGGUGAUCAGCCACAGCCGGCUGUGCACCUUGUUGGGGGUGAAGCAGGAGGAUCCAGAGCCCGUUGCAUUCCUGGCCUCGGGGGAGAUCCACGCCUUCCUGAGCUCUCCCUCCGGAAGGAGGACCAAGCGGAAGCGGGAGAACAGUCUGCAGGAGGACCGAGGCAGCUUCCUGGCCACGCCCACAGCUGAGCUCUCCAGCCCAGACGAGGAGACACUGCUGGGCAGCUUCUUGGACUGGAGCCUGGACUAUUGCUCCGGCUAUGAGGGCGACCAGGAGAGCGAGGGCGAGAAGGAGGGGGACGUCACGGCUCCCAGCGGCGUCCUCGACGUCACCGUGGUCUACCUGCGCCCCGAGCAGCACUGCUGUCACGACUCCAGCGAUGAGGAGGCCUGCCCCGAAGACCUCCAGUCCCCGCCAAGCCCAGAGCCCGAGCCCCCUUCCUGCAGCCGGGGGGCGCCAAGCAAGGGCACCCCGAGCUCGGGGUACUCCUCCGUCAGCAGCAGCACCAGCCCCACCAGCUCCGGACCCCCUCAACCUACCUCAGUGCCAACCCCGUGCCGUGAUGAUUUGAACCCGCAACCUUGCCACCACAGUGCCCGGAAGUCCUGUUUACAAUGUGGCCCAGAGAGUGGAGGUCCCCACCCACAGGCCAAGCGGAAGCACACAGCAGAGCGCGGCGGCCGAGCCUGACCCAGCAGGGGGGCACAGGGAACGUUUACUGGGAUGCUGCUGAGCCUGGGGGAGAGGGUCUCCCGCUGAGGCCCGCAAAUCAUAGGGCGGUCACCUGUGGAGGUCAACGUGCUUUUUCCUGGGCAGUCUGAUUCAAUGUGAGCGCCCGCAUGUCCUGAGCAGAAGGCUCAGGGUUCUCCGAGGUGCCCAGCCAUCACUGCGUGGAGCCAACAGACCCUCCACCCUCCGGCUCCUCUCAAGUGUGGGGGCAGCUGCCGACACCUCAGUGUACCUCUU
Echinops telfairi (small Madagascar hedgehog) is the source of this 2553-nucleotide messenger RNA. It is a transcript of the gene CCNF, whose product is annotated as cyclin F. Gene Ontology annotation, molecular function: protein binding; cyclin-dependent protein serine/threonine kinase regulator activity. Gene Ontology annotation, biological process: regulation of cyclin-dependent protein serine/threonine kinase activity; mitotic cell cycle phase transition. Gene Ontology annotation, cellular component: nucleus; centrosome; cyclin-dependent protein kinase holoenzyme complex. The transcript has 17 exons. The coding region runs from base 1 to 2277 and encodes 758 amino acids. The record is from RefSeq and is a predicted model, not a curated record. NCBI's taxonomy places the organism in Eukaryota, Metazoa, Chordata, Mammalia, Afrosoricida, Tenrecidae.